GUGGAUUUUGGGGCGAUUUCCCACAUGUUUCAAGGUUUCUUAUUAAUUUAACAGAUCAAAGACCAUAAUAGCAAACAUAUUACAAUAUCGAACGCUCCUCAUAGAAUUUGUCCCACAGGAUUAAGAUGUCAUCCAGCGACAGUGACUCUGAUCGAGAUGACCACACAGUCAACAAGAGCCUGGCCGAUGCUAGUGGGGACAAAUCUGCAAAAGCAGUUUCAGUUAAAUGGACAAAAGAAAACAACCGUAAACUUGUGAUGGCGAUUGGAGCAACAUGCAACAUCAAAGACUCCUUCUGCCUCCCAUUUCAACAAGUUGAACCAGAUUUUGACCAGGCAGCUGAGGACUUAGAACUGUCUGUUGAUGUUGUCAAGUCACGAUGGCAAAAUAUGUUGAAACAGGCAAGGCAGUACAGGACUAUGACAGAGAUCAUUGAAGAUUUGAUGGUCCAACACCAUGAUCAUGUUGAGCUUCAACAGUUGAACAAGGAUCUUUAUGCCAAAAAGGCGGUCCAAUUACCCGCUCCAGUUAUAAAACAACAGCCUGCCCAGAAGAAACCCAAAAUAAAUAAAGACCAUCCCCCAAAACCAAAGACAAGCGCUUACAGCAUAUUUUGUGAAGAGAUGGCGAAGAACCUUCCGGAUAUUGGCGUGCUUAAGAUGGUGAGACUCGGCGCGAUGUGGAAAGACAUGAACCCUGAGGAAAAACAGCAAUACCAGGACAAAUGCGACCAGAAUAAGGAUGAGUACCACGAUAAAGUAGCAGAGUACGCCAAAGAACAUCCAGAUGAUUCCAUCAUACAGCUCACGCUGGCGGAUCUCGAGUCGAAGAGGAAAGCUGAGAAGAGAAAGCAGUCAAAAGGGAAGUCCAAAAUUACCAGCACCAAUCAUGAUUUCCAUGGCGGCAAAGAUAAUAAUAAAUCUGGUGCUGAUGAUACAAUGAAUUCUACCAUCUCCCCAUCGAACUCACCGGCAAAAAGGACAUCAAGCGAUUCAGAGGUGCACAGUCCAAAAAAGAAGAAGAGACGGCAUGAGCAGAAUAAGUGGACGGGAGAGCGGAUGUUUAUCCAGAAUAAGUUGGAUGAUUAUCUCGUCUCGCAUCCCGAUCUGGACGAGGAGGAAGUGAAGAAAAGACUGGUGAAGAAGUACAAGAAGCUCAGCGAAAAGAAAGUGGCCAAGUAUGAGGCAUUAGCAGCAGAGCAGAAUGGCUGAUUAGCCAUGAAUGGAGCAGUGAAAAGUUCAGGUUACAAGUUUCCGAGGCAGCAGCAUUUUAAAAACAUGGACUCGCCAUUUUCAUUAAGAUUUUAUAAUAACAUCACAGACUUGUCAUUUCCAUUAGGUAUUUAUAGUGGUUGUGGAAUCAGUAUAUUUUGUUCACUUAGUGAUGGUAACAUCUAAGGCUAUCAUUUCACAUAUUCGAUUGGAGUGGAGUGUUUUUGUAACAUGGAUUUGGGCAAAAAAAAUAAUGGACAGAUCUCGUCACCAAGUAUUGAAAUCAUGGGUGAGAAGUCUGGGUCCGGCCACUCUAAAUAACAUAGUAAUGAUGAUUUGCAGCAACAACAGCAACUACCGCACUAAAAACUUGUUAGGUUCAUAUGAAUGAUAAAUGUUAACAAAUGAAACCAUUGAAACUUGAAUUAUUUUUAUACAGAUGUGUUGUAGACAUGAUGUUCAAGAGGUCAGCAUUGAUGAUUUGUUAUGAUAGGAUGGUCUAAUAUAUUAUCCGUUUCAUGCGAUCUAUAAUAUCAUCUGUUUAGGGUGAUAAAGCAUAUAAAUCGAUUCAACUUGCUAGAAGUGUUCAUUAUAUUCUAGUCCAUGAAUAAUAAUCUGUAUGUACAAUUUUAAUAAACAUGUUUUGUUAAAGUUACAGAGGUGGGGAGUUUUUCAUGCAAAAUAAAAAUAUUUGCACUUCUAAAACGGAUGAUCAGUAGCUAGUCUUGACAAUAUGUUAGCUGUCAUUUCUUUAAUUCAAAUUAUUUAAUCAGAAAUAUUUUAAAGCAUAUUGUUUUGAACUCUUAUUGAUAAAAAUAAUAAAACCCUUUUUCUCAGGGAUUAUAUUAUGCAAUUCAGGAUUUACAGUGGUUUAAAUUAAAACAAGCCCGCAAGCCCGGCACUGCUCAAAUGUCUUCCAGACUUGCACAAAUUGUUAAAAAAAAUUGAUACAAUGUAAUAGUAUUAGAAUUCAGUGAUGUAUCAUCCAAAAUUCAAAUUCCGAUGACUGAAUUAAUACUGAAAACAGGAUUUGGUUCUUGUAACUUUCAAUUGUUAGAUUUUUGCUGCUUUAAAAACAGUAUGAAACACCUUGAAUACAAUUUCAAGGAAUCGUGUCCCCUUUUCAAUGAUUUGGGCCUGAAUACUUGUACUUGAUUUAAAUGAUUAUGAUUCUUUAAGUCUAUUUAAAUGAUUAUGAUUCUUUAAGUCUAUUUUGAUCCCAGUGUUCUCUGUACUUGUUAG
Molecule: messenger RNA, 2453 nt
Organism: Mya arenaria
Lineage: Eukaryota; Metazoa; Mollusca; Bivalvia; Myida; Myidae
Exons: 14
Coding region: 126-1211 (361 amino acids)
Source: RefSeq, a predicted model, not a curated record